AUGGGCGAGAAGAACGAUAGCUCGAGCGACGGCAAAGCUGCCAUCACUGGCCUCGACUCAAUUCCUCUCGGCUCUCCUCAGUUCCUCCAUCCGUCCGAAAAUCCAGGUCAGCUGUUCGGUGGUGAUGUACUGACCAACCUGAACUACGGAGAGUGGGCCAGCGAUAUGACUGAGACUCUUAUCGCAAAAAACAAACUGGCGUUCGUCAAUGGCACUCUGCCAAGACCGCCUUCAACCGAUCUCGUCCGACUUGAUGCUUGGGACCGCUGUGACGCAAAGGUCAAGGGUUGGCUCAAGACGGCGAUGACGAAAGAACCUCGCAACAGCGUGCGUGAUGUGCGCACGGCGCGCGAAAUAUGGCUUGAUCUCCGACAAAGGUUUGGAGCAAGAUCCGCGGGUCGCGCCUAUGAAUUGCGUCGGCUGAUAGGUGCCCUCCGCCAAGACAAGUCAUCGGUUUCUGCAUUCUACACUCAAUUGAGAACCUAUUGGGAUGAACUACAAACAGGCAGCGUUAAUCCUCAUUGCAGUUGCGGAGGAUGUCCCUGCGACGUGGCUCGCCAGGCGCGCGAGAAGGCUGAGUCCGAGCGUUUGUUCGACUUUCUUCUUGGCCUCGAUGACUCCUUUGCUGUGGUUCGCUCCCAAGUUUUGGCCACCAAGCCGCUGCCCUCGCUUGCUGAAGCUUAUCAGCUGGUCGCUGGGGAUGAACAGCAACAACUCACGGCUGGACGCAGACCCAUAGUGGAAUCAGCUGCGUUCCAAGUUCGUGACGAGAAGCAGCCAGGCAACGCAUAA
Molecule: messenger RNA, 792 nt
Organism: Linum trigynum
Lineage: Eukaryota; Viridiplantae; Streptophyta; Magnoliopsida; Malpighiales; Linaceae
Source: the annotation of a GenBank genome assembly